AUGGCCAAGCUCAACAGCUUCUCAGUCGUGGUGGUGGCAGCCAUGCUCUUAGCUUUUGUGGUGGCUGCUGAACAAGAUUUUAACUCUUUGAUGCUUUGCUCAAAAAAACUAAGUCCAGACUGUGGGCAAGAAAUCUUCUCGGAUAUCUUUUGGCAAAAUUCUAAGCCAGUUAGUGAUUAUUGUUGUCACUCGCUUGCAAGAUUAGGUUUAACAUGCCACAACAGGUUAUUUGACAAUAUCGUCAAUACCCAACAUGGCUACAAAUCCAACGAAACCAUAACACGACCAAGAAGUGUGCAAAUCUGGAAUAAGUGUGCUUUAGUCGCAGGGGUUGUUGCACCCGCUCUUAAGUAG
Molecule: messenger RNA, 354 nt
Organism: Quercus lobata
Lineage: Eukaryota; Viridiplantae; Streptophyta; Magnoliopsida; Fagales; Fagaceae
Product: protein DOWN-REGULATED IN DIF1 11-like
Exons: 1
Coding region: 1-354 (117 amino acids)
Source: RefSeq, a predicted model, not a curated record